UGAUUUUAAGUUAAUAAUCUCUUCUUAUCUUUAAUUAAAUUCAAACUCAAAACUAUUAUCAAAAUCACACUCAUCCCAUAACCUUCGUUGAUCAAACUCCAAACUCUGAAUUUUCCCAAAAAUGGGGAAACUCGCAAUUUUAAUCUACAUAUCAAUCUUUUCCCUUCUUCUAAUCCUAAUCUCUCACACCCCAACAAGACGCCUCCGCCUCCGCCACCGCCGCCUCCGCCUCCGCUCCAAUUUCACCUUCAAUCCCCUCCUCCACCGCCAGCAACACGACCACUACAUCCCCUUUGACCCUCUCAUCGCCGACAUCCAGCUCCGCCGCGAGGACGACGAAUGGCAGAAGCAUUCCCUCCAACAUUCCGCCGCCGCCGAUUCCCAUCCCGAGUGGGAAGAGUUCAUUAACGACGAGGACAGGUUCAACGUCACCGAAAGAUUGUUCUGGCUUUUCCCCAAAAUCGAUGUCGAUCCUUCUGAUGGGUUUGUUUCUGCGGAGGAAUUGACUCGCUGGAACUUGCAGCAGGCCAUGAACGAAGCUCUGCAUCGGACUGAAAAGGAAUUUCAAUCUCAUGAUGACAAUCGUGAUGGGUUUGUUUCCUUUGCCGAGUACGAACCCCCCACUUGGGUUCUAGCUGCCGGUAAUGACUCUUUCGGCUACGAUAUUGGCUGGUGGAAUGAGGAGCACUUCAAUGCAUCAGAUGCAGAUGGGGAUGGGGUUUUGGACAUAAAUGAAUUUAAUGACUUCUUGCAUCCUGCUGACAGCAAGAGCCCAAAGCUGCUUCUAUGGUUAUGUGCAGAUGUAGUAAGGGAAAGAGAUAACGACAAAGAUGGAAAGCUCAACUUCAGUGAGUUUUUCCCUAGAAUUUUUGACUUAGUAAGAAGAGUCGAUGAAGAUUACAGUUCAUUGAAUUGGGAUGACGAUGAACUGGAGGCACGGGCAAAAAAGAUGUUCUCCAAUCUUGACAAAAACUCUGAUGGAUACCUUUCAACAACAGAACUGUUGCCUAUAAUUGGAAAAAUCCAUCCACCAGAGGCUUACUAUGCAAAACAACAAGCAGAAUACAUCAUCUCUCUGGCAGAUAGUGAUAAUGAUGGACUCCUGACUUUGAACGACAUGAUCGACAACCCAUUUGUGUUCUACAGCUCUGUUUUUAGUGAAGAUGAGAUGGAUUAUUAUCCGUACCAUGAUGAAUUUCGUUAGAUGGAUACUGUAAGAACAACCAUGAAAUUUAGUGGUUAUCUAAAGAUAACAUAAUAUGUGACGACGAAACGACGUUGAGAAAGCUCGGCGGUUAUCAAGACAUUUUUAUUUAGAAAAUAUUAGUUAGAGGUGAUUUGCUUGCUUGUCUAUCAUUCGUUUGUAGCCUAGUUUUGUUUUAGUCCUAGCUCAGAGUCCGUUUUAAUUUGUUGGGUCCCGUUUGUUAACCAUUUGAUUUUUAUAAAUUAAACCUAUUCCAAAAACAAGUUUCCAAAAAAAACUAUGUUUUCUGGUUUUCAAAACUUAAUUUAGUUUUUGAAAAUAUUGGUAAAAAAUGGAUAACAAAGUAAGAAAUUUAUUAGUGUAAUUGGUGUUUAUAAACUUAUUUUUAAAAAUUAAAAACAAAAGAUAAAAAACCAAAUGGCUACCAAACCGGGACUUGGUUAGUUAUAGAUAAUUUGGGUCUCGUUUGGUAAUCAUUUGGUUUUUAGUUUUUGUUUUUUAAAUUUAAGUCCACUUCAUCUAUAUUUUUUUACCAUGAUUUGUAUCUCUCUCAAGUACAAUAGUUGAAUUAUUAGCCAAAUUUCAAAAAUAAAAACAACUUUUUGAAAACUAUUUUAUUUAGUUUUAAAAAUUUGGCUUGGUUUUUUAUACCAUUGGUGAAAAGUAGAUAACAAAGGAAGAAAUCUGGAGAUGAAAGUAGUGUCCAUAAGCUUAAUUUUAAAAAACAAAAAUAAAAAACAAAAUGAUUAUCAAAUGGGACCUUGAUUACUUGUUUAUCGUUCAUUUAGUUUUGUUUUGUUUUGGUCUUAGCUUAGAAUCAGUUUUCAUGGGUUGGAAAGGCAUUUGUCAAUUUUUUAAUUUUUUUUUCCAUUCAUUUGGGAAUAUGUUGUAGAUAUUUAGAGUAGUUAAAAAAAAAUUGAUUUUAUAGAAAAAUUGCUUCUCAAUUAUUUAUUUUUCU
Molecule: messenger RNA, 2162 nt
Organism: Benincasa hispida (wax gourd)
Lineage: Eukaryota; Viridiplantae; Streptophyta; Magnoliopsida; Cucurbitales; Cucurbitaceae
Cellular component (GO): endoplasmic reticulum
Molecular function (GO): calcium ion binding
Source: RefSeq, a predicted model, not a curated record